Linum trigynum is the source of this 2527-nucleotide messenger RNA. The record is from the annotation of a GenBank genome assembly. Lineage: Eukaryota; Viridiplantae; Streptophyta; Magnoliopsida; Malpighiales; Linaceae.
CGUCUGUCUCAUGUUGGCCAUCCCACAAAUUGCCGCUCUAUUCACUAUGGCCAAGCCUUUCCUUCUUCUUGUUCACAAUCUCAUCACCAUCGCCAGCCUCUUCAAAGCUCCACUGCCGUCGUCGGCCUUAAGUUUCAACUUUACAGCCUUCACCAGCGACGACACCAACAUCACCUACGAGCAAGCCUUCCCCGCCGAAGGCACGAUUCAGCUCACCCGAAACCUCCAGGGCUCCACCCUCAAUUCCUCCCUCGGCCGAGCAACUUACCGGGACCCAUUACCCCUGUGGGACCCACAGUCCCAAAACCUCACCGACUUCCAGACCCAUUUCACCUUCAGCAUCUUUUCUCAGUACAAAGAUGGCUACGGCGACGGUCUCGCCUUCUUCCUCGCCCCCUUCGGCUCCAAGCUCCCUCCGUCCAGCGCCGGAGGCACUCUGGGCCUCGUCGACAGCGCUCACGCGCUCAACACAACGGUCAACCGCUUCGUGGCGGUGGAAUUCGAUAUCUUCAGCAACGAUUUCGACCCGCUCCCGCUGGGUAGGCACGUGGGGAUCGACAUCAAUUCGCUGAGAUCUGUGAGGACCAUACCUUGGGGAGCCGAUGUAAUGGGUGGGAGGAGGAGCGAGGCUUGGAUUUCUUACGAUUCCGCCGCUCGAAACUUGAGCGUUGCUGUGUCUGCGUACGUUAGGGAUGUAAGGAUUGUGCAGAGGCUGAGCCACAUAAUCGAUUUGAGGAAUUACCUUCCCGAGGAGGUCACUUUUGGGUUCUCCGGUUCAACCGGAGACCAAGUGGCCAUUCACAGGAUUCACUCCUGGGAGUUCACUUCCUCCUUGGAAAUAGUCUCCUCGUCUAACAACGGGACUGGCGGCGGUGGCCUCAACAUCAACAGGGGAAGGGGGAAAAACAGAGUCGCCCUGUUGGCUGGUUUGGGUGCUGGGUUUCUGUUGUUGAUUUUUUGUUUCGGUGGAAUUUUUUUCAGAAAAAGGAUUGUGGGCUUGAUUGAAGGCGAUGGGCGCGAUGAUGGGUUUGUGAUGGACGGAGUGUUGGAAAAAGGAGCCGCCGGGCCGAGGAUGUUCACCUUCAGGGAAUUGAAAAAGGCUACAAACAAUUUCAGUGAAGGGGAUAACAACAAGCUUGGCGAAGGAGGGUUUGGUGGAGUUUACAAGGGAUUUCUCAAAGACAAAGAUGGCGAGGAUGAAUGCGUUGUUGCAGUGAAGAGGGUGUCCAGAAAAUCAAGACAAGGGAUGAAGGAGUUUGUGGCUGAAGUGAAGAUCAUCAGCCGACUGAGGCACAGAAAUCUGGUUCAACUAAUUGGAUGGUGUUAUGAGAAAAAGGAGCUACUCCUUGUUUACGAGUUUCUUCCUAAUGGCGGCCUGGAUGCCCAUCUUUUUAACGCGAACAAGGAUGACAGCUUGUUGCUGACAUGGGAAACGAGAUACAGAAUCGCCAAAGGCUUGGCCUCUGGAUUGCUCUACUUGCACGAGGAGUGGGAGCAAUGUGUGGUUCACAGGGACAUUAAGUCGAGUAACAUUAUGUUAGAUUCCAAUUUCAACGCCAAACUUGGGGAUUUUGGACUGGCGAGGCUGGUGGAUCACGAGAAGGGCUCCCAAACAACAAUGCUGGCCGGGACAAUGGGUUAUAUGGCUCCUGAAUGCGCGGUAACAAGCAAGGCAAGCAGAGAGUCGGACAUCUACAGCUUUGGGGUUGUGCUUCUGGAAAUUGCUACCGGGAGAAGGCCUGCAGUUAUGGAAGACAAAGAGGGGGGUUUUGUGCAUUUGGUUCACUGGCUUUGGGACCUCUAUGGAGCUGGAAGGCUGCUAAUGGAGGGUUCUGAUCCAACGCUGAAUGGAGUGUUCGAUGAACAAGAAAUGGAGAGGUUAAUGAUCAUCGGGAUGUUCUGUGCUCACCCAGAUUCAAGCUCGAGACCUUCGGCUAGGCAAGCGCUUCAAGUGCUCAACUUUGAGGCUCCAUUGCCGAUUCUUCCACUGAAUAUGCCGGUCGCGACUUACGGCGACUUCCAAUGGGCGGACCAAUGUUCCACUCCUUCAUCGUUGACUAUCACAGCGGGGGACGUUGACCGGAAAAGUCAGUUUUCUAGUGACAUUACUUCAUCGUCAAAGUUCAACACAUCGGAUGGAGCUUUCCCACCUUCACCACUUGCAGGAUCGGCUGAUGGAGUCACUAUCUAAUUUAAGUUCUGAAUGAUAAUCCAGCUAGUGGGGAUCUACGAUUUGGUCGCACAAUUUGAAUUUUUCCGUUCCAGUCUUAAAUGUAAAAGGGCCAACAUAAACCAUUGAAGAAAAUUAAAUGUAAAUGGGCCCUCUGUUUCGAAAUCUGUCAUAAAGAUGGUACAAAACAACUACAUAUUUUUUUUGCUUUCGAGGGAGGCUAACAAGCCAAAGAGACAGAGAGGAAAAGGGGCGGAGAGGGGUUACAGAGUGGAGGGGUACCAGAAGCACUUAUGAUGCUUCUGGGAAAAGUUUUACCUCUGCUGUCAUCGUCUAAAAUAAUACGAAGUUCUUGGA